Messenger RNA from Pocillopora verrucosa, 2221 nucleotides. The record is from RefSeq and is a predicted model, not a curated record. NCBI's taxonomy places the organism in Eukaryota, Metazoa, Cnidaria, Anthozoa, Scleractinia, Pocilloporidae.
CUCAUUUAGUCGUUCGAGCGCAACUUUCUCUUUCGUGGCCUAAUAAACAUCCUCAUCCAAAGCACUGAACGAUGGAUUUAGUGAAGGUAUAUGUACUGAUAAUUCUCGAAGUUAAUUUGUUACUGUCGAGAACAGAUGGAGAGAGGCUAUGUUCGUGUUAUACCUUCAAUAAAAGACGAUGGUCAUGGCCAAAUGCAAGGGACUCCUGUAAAUCCAACAAUAAAAUGCUCGCAGUGAUGGAAUCAGAGCAGGAAUGGCAAUUUAUUACAAAUGAGAUUCAAAAUAAAACAGGCAACCAAAAAAAUGAAUGGUUUAUAGGCUUGAAAAAAAAUUUAACAACGCAGAGAUGGACUUGGAUCAAUGGUAAAUCUGUGACUAUUGACAAAUGGUUUAAGGAGGGCAACAAUCCCGACCCAGCUGACUCUUACGGGCUGAUUUUUAAGGAACAUCCAACAGGAUUUAAAGGAACAUUUGGCACCUUUAGGGGCGACGUACGAAGAGGAUGGAUUUGCGAGGAAGAAACAGCUACCUGUCAAGGGAUUUGCUUCGUCCAUCCUGUUCCAACAAGCACAAGUCCUCCUAAAACAUCAGCUGGGACAAAAGCUGUUACCACACAAGGCAAAACAUCAUCUGAACAUAAAAGCAAUACUUUAUCAGCUUUGUUGACGGUUCAAACUUCCCCGACGACCACAUUUCCAGUAGUGACGAAGGUCGAUGACCUCAAGAAAGACACCAACUGCUUUUCCCAUUAUCUGGCAAUCGCUAUUUUAUCAGCAUUUUUGUUUAUAGUCAUGAUCAUCCUCGCCGUGGUUUUGAUACUGCUUCGAAAAAAACAACAUCAAAUAGCCUCAAGAAACAAAGCUGUCAAAACGAGUCAACGAGACUUUCAAGAGAGCUUAGCGUUAAAUACUUUGAAUAUUGAUGCCCGGCCAGAGUUUGCUUCGAGAAAUGGAACCGGGAUUGAGAGGCUCCGUACUGAACCGCUUGUCCAACAGGAGGGUGUGUACACCGCCCUGUCUCCGGAGUCAAUGAUGACCUCUGAAAACGAUGGUUCCCGAAUGUACACUUCCCUUGUGAAAUCAACAGAAGACAGCGACAUUGAAUAUGUGAAUCAAAUAACCGCUGCUGAAUAUGUAAAUGCUUAUUAAAGGAUCGUUCGUAAGAAGAUUGGCGCUAAUCCUAAGAAGCUGAGAUAAAAUCAUUCUACAGAGCUGGUAUAGCUGCUGUCAGCUGAUUUGAGGGUGUGCCGGUCCACGAGAGCACCAGAUGCUAAUGCCAUCUCACCGAUUUCAGUUAAAAUUUGCCUAGCGUUGAUACUGAGCUAGUUCAAUCGCGCUUUGAGCUGAUUGGUCCUCGAACUUAUGUUCAAUGUAUAUGGACGGUAAAUUGAUUGAUAAGUAAAUACAUGAAAAUUAUGGAAUUUGAAUGAUCAAGUAGUUUUAUCAAGGCUAUUAUCUUAUUGGUUCCAAAUGCGUUCUAAACUAAUUGCAGUUAAAAUAUAUACGGUUAAAAUAUAUCAAGCUAUCCAAAAGGCCACAGACCAUAUAUACGCGAAUAAGAUAGAGACAGGAAGAUGAGUUGAAUGACCGGAAAUUGCGUCUUUAUCUUAACUGGUCGUCCAAGCAUACCUUUAAUUCACUUUUGUGGCGUUUCAGAUAUCCUCAUCUAAAGUAUUGAACGAUUUAGCGAAGGUGGUGGUAUUGAUACUUCUUGGAGUCGAUUUGUUACUGUCGAGAGGAAGUAUAUGUGUAAGGACACGUUGAUGAUUCUAAAGUUCAUGAAGCUCAAGCUCUUGAUCGAAUGUCUGGUUUCAUUAUUUAGUUGUUUUCUAGAAAGCGGUGAUCGAUUUUAGAUUUAUUUCGAUCAUCAAACUGAUUAAACACUUCACUUUCGCGGUGAAUCAAGAGAAUUGCGAGAUAAACCUCAGGGUAAAUCGCGUUUUGACCGAUUAUAACAAGAAUUUAUCAAGAGCGACGGACAGGGAUGGCGUAAUUGUUUUUUGGAGUAGGAAUUAGUGACGAUGGUAAUGAUCGUUACACGGUAGAAUCUGGGUAUGAGAUUAGACAAAGACGUACACUGACCUGUUAUGCAAAAAAUGAGCUGCUGAUAGAUAAUGGCAUUCAAAAAUGUAUUCGAAUCUUGAUUAAAGGAGAAAGUUUUCUAUGAUUUGAAUGAUCUGACUUUGCUUCCUAAAAGUACUGGUUGCGAGCAAUUUGAAAUU